GUUCUAGUUUGUGCUCUGAAAAUGACAAAUAAUGAUAAUGUUGGAACAAUGAUUAAGUUGGAUUCUUCCAAUUACUCUAUGGAAAUCUCGAAUGAAAGAUUAUUAUUUUGCAAAGACCUAUAUGAUUCUAUUGAGGAGAAAGUUAUUAAACCAGAAGAUAAUCUGAAGGAGAUUGGAAUAAGUUAA
Messenger RNA from Sphenostylis stenocarpa, 186 nucleotides. NCBI's taxonomy places the organism in Eukaryota, Viridiplantae, Streptophyta, Magnoliopsida, Fabales, Fabaceae. The record is from the annotation of a GenBank genome assembly.